This is a messenger RNA of Capronia epimyces CBS 606.96, 1257 nucleotides long. Its product is annotated as oxidoreductase. The transcript has a single exon. The coding region runs from base 1 to 1257 and encodes 418 amino acids. Gene Ontology annotation, molecular function: NADPH dehydrogenase activity; FMN binding; NADP binding. The record is from RefSeq and is a predicted model, not a curated record. Lineage: Eukaryota; Fungi; Ascomycota; Eurotiomycetes; Chaetothyriales; Herpotrichiellaceae. Gene Ontology annotation, cellular component: intracellular anatomical structure.
AUGGGAUCCGCUGAUCAAAAGCCUGUCCUUCUCAACAAAGCAGCUGAAGGCAUUUCGUACUUCACUCCAGCCCAAAUCCCGGCUGCUGGCACCGCUCACGACCCUCAGUCCAGCGGCCAGCCUGUGCCGAAACUCUUCCAGCCGCUCACCAUCCGCGGUGUCACCUUCCACAACCGGAUCUUUCUGUCUCCUCUCUGCCAAUACUCGGCUCAGAAUGGGUAUCUGAAUGAUUGGCAUGUGACUCACCUCGGAGGAAUUCUUCAGCGCGGACCUGGACUCACCCUUACAGAGGCUACUUCAGUUACACCCGAAGGUCGCAUCACCCCUGAAGAUAGUGGCUUGUGGGAAGACGGGCAGAUAGGCCCUCUGAAAAGAAUCGUCGAGUAUGCUCACGGCCAGAAUCAAAAGAUCGGUAUUCAGCUCGCCCACGCGGGCCGCAAAGCUUCCACGGUCGCUCCUUGGUUGAGUCUGGGGGACACCGCCCAGAAGGAGGCUGGUGGCUGGCCUACUGAGACUGUCGCACCCAGCGCCAUUGCUUUCUCACCAUCAUUCCCCCAUCCCAACGAGCUAACGCCCGAGGGUAUUGUGAGAAUCAAGAACGCGUUUGUUGCCGCAGCCAAGAGAGCUAUCAAGGCCGGGUUUGAUGUGAUUGAGAUUCACAACGCCCAUGGAUACCUUCUUCACGAGUUCUUGAGCCCGGUCAGUAAUAAAAGGACCGACAAAUACGGCGGAUCAUUUGAAAACAGAACCCGGCUUACUAGGGAGAUCGUCGAAGCCGUUCGAGCCGUCAUCCCGAAAGAGACGCCGCUGUUCCUUCGAAUCAGCGCAGACGACUGGCUUAAGGGGCAAGAUGAGUUCCCGGAGAGCUGGACAAUUGAAGACACAGCCAGGUUGGCGCCAAUUCUGGCCGAGCUCGGUGUCGACCUACUGGACGUAAGCUCUGCCGGUCUUCACCCAUCCCAGAAGAUCAAGGGCGGUCCGGGAUAUCAGGUUCCAUUUUCUCUUGCUGUCAAAGAGAAGACCGGAGAUUCUCUCGCUGUAUCGGCUGUUGGCAGCAUCACUACCGGGCCGCAGGCUCAAGAGAUUCUGGGGCAAGGAUUGGAUGCGGUAUUUGUGGGCCGCUACUUCCAAAAGAAUCCCUUUCUGGUGUGGACUUUUGCCGAAGAACUUGGGGUUGAAAUACAGCUGCCGCACCAGAUCGAAUGGGGCUUUGGGGGUCGCGCAGGCGGUAAAGGCAAGCAUCAUGCAAAGAACUAG